This is a messenger RNA of Prosopis cineraria, 2409 nucleotides long. Its product is annotated as zinc finger BED domain-containing protein RICESLEEPER 2-like. The transcript has 5 exons. Gene Ontology annotation, molecular function: protein dimerization activity; DNA binding. The record is from RefSeq and is a predicted model, not a curated record. The coding region runs from base 1 to 2409 and encodes 802 amino acids. NCBI's taxonomy places the organism in Eukaryota, Viridiplantae, Streptophyta, Magnoliopsida, Fabales, Fabaceae.
AUGGCCACUACACCCACCCUUCAAGAAAAUGUAGAAACAAAAAAUGCUUCAUCACCUAAUAAUACUGAAGAGGAAAAUGAGUCAAAGAAUGAAGGAGAAAGUAGAAGAAAGAGACAUAAAUCAGCUGUUUGGGCGCAUUUUGAAAGGUUGCCGUUGGACAAAACUAAUGGAGAACCCCGUGCUAAGUGUAAGUACUGCCCAAUGACAAUUGGUUGUGACUCUACAAGACAUGGGACAAAUGGAAUGAGAAAACAUGUAAAAAGAUAUCCCAGAAAUCCGAACAAAGCAAACAAGUUGGCACAGUCUUUGCUAUCAGGCUCUCAAUUAGGGUCAUCUAAAACUUUCAGCCAUCAUCUAUUUAAUCAACUAGAUUGCAGACAAGCCAUUGCUAUAUUUGUGAUAUUGGAUGAAAUGCCUUUUAAUGUUGUGGAAGGUGAUGGUUUUAAAGAGAUGAUGAGAAGGCUAGAACCUCGCUUUCAAGUCCCUUCAAGAGCGACAGUUACUAGAGAUUGCUACAAGUUAUACCUUGAAGAAGCUAGAAAGUUGAAAAGGUAUUUUAAAAAAUCUCAAAUCCGUGUUUCUCUCACUACCGAUACUUGGACUUCCAAUCAAAAUGCCAGUUAUAUGUGCUUAACUGCUCAUUGGAUUGAUGAGCAUUGGACAUAUCAAAAGCAAAUCUUGAAUUUUUGUGUAGUUGAAAAUCAUAAGGGAGAAACAAUUGCUCAAGAAAUUAAGAAAUGCUUGCUGUUUUGGAGUAUUGAUAAGGUGUUUACAAUCACGGUUGAUAAUGCUUCUUCUAAUGACACUGCUUUGGCAUCUUUAAAGGGGGUCUUGAGGCAUUGGAAUGGUUUAGUUUGUGAUGGGGAGUUCUUGCACUUGCGUUGUUGUGCGCAUAUCUUAAAUUUGAUUGUUUCUGAUGGUGUGAAGGAUAUGCACAAGUGUAUUGAAGGCAUUCGGAAUGCCAUUAAAUAUGUGAGAUCUUCUCCAUCAAGGUUUCAUAAAUUCAAGGAGCUUGUGGAAAAAAUGAAAAUUGAUUCAAGGAGGCUACUAAGCAUGGAUUGUCCAACUCGAUGGAAUUCAACUUACAUAAUGUUAGAGAGUGCAAUUAAAUUUUACAGCGUUUUUGAGAGGAUGGAGCAGCAAGAUAAUGAUUAUAGAAACUUCUUCUUAGAUAAAAAUUUGAUUGGUCCCCCUAAUGAAAAUGAUUGGAAGGAUGCAAAAGAUUUUGUAAUCUUUUUAAAGGUGUUCUAUGAUAUUACUUUGCAAUUUUCAGGAUCACUUUAUGUGACCUCAAAUGUUUGCUUUCAACAGAUAGUUGAUGUCUUUGCAGUUUUAUAUGAAAGUGCAAACAAUCAUGAUUCCUUGCUUUGUGUGGUACUUGACCCAAGGUAUAAAAUGAAAUAUUUGCAGUUUGCUUUUGAGGAUAUGUUUCCUGAGGCUACACAACGUGAAGCUAUGACAAAAAAGGUCUCAGAUGUCUUAUAUCGUUUGUAUGAUCAUUAUUCAAGUGGGGUUGACACAUCUCAGACUCAAAGUCAGAGUCAAAGUCAGACACAAGGAGCAAGUGAAAGUAGUUUGACUCAAUCACUUGGAUCAGAUCGUAGGCCUUUAACUUUCUUAAGUUCUAGGUCUAAGGCUUCAUUUCAAAGAUUUCUCGCCCAAAAAGAGACUGAGAUUCAAGCAGAUAAGUAUGCAGAGGUGGACAAGUAUUUGCAUGAUGAGUUAGCUGAAGCACUUGAUCCAAAUUUUGACAUUUUAACGUGGUGGAAAUUGAAUUCGGCUAAAUAUAAAGUCCUUUCAUUGAUUGCACGUGAUGUAUUGGCCAUGCCUGUUUCCACUGUGUCUUCAGAAUCUACAUUUAGCACAGGAGGUCGUGUAAUUGAUGAUUCUAGGAGCUCCCUAUCUCCAAAGAUGGUCGAGGCACUAAUUUGUGCCCAAAACUGGCUAUCUCCAUCAACUGCAAAAUUGAAGGGUGUUGACGUUGAUGAUUUUAACGAUACAGAGCAAGCUGUGGAAGGAAAUCUUGGUAUUUCCAAAAGCAUUCUUUUUCUUGAAUUUUUUUUCUACAUGACUAAGCAUAUUCUUAUGGGGAAGAUGGCGGCAUCACUAAUUGAGACUACAUUGUAUGAAGAAGGUCAAGAAAAAGUGGCAGGGAAGGAAUUUGAAGUGAUGGAGAAUAUGGGAAGAAUUCAAGUGCCGUUCAAAUGGAAGCAGUAUGAGUUGGAAGAUUGUAAUAAUCUUGUUGAUGUGCAUUCGGGACGUCCCGGUCCCGUCCCGAUCCCGUCCCGACUCCUUUCGGGACAGGACAACUUCCGGGACGGGACGGGACACGGGACAAAUUUUGAGUCCCGAUCAUUUUUCGGGACGGGCCACAGGACGAGGGUGUUCCGGUCCCGUCCCGUCCCGUGA